Cylas formicarius (sweet potato weevil) is the source of this 2639-nucleotide messenger RNA. RefSeq names its product DDB1- and CUL4-associated factor 6-like. NCBI's taxonomy places the organism in Eukaryota, Metazoa, Arthropoda, Insecta, Coleoptera, Brentidae. Gene Ontology annotation, cellular component: Cul4-RING E3 ubiquitin ligase complex; cytoplasm. The record is from RefSeq and is a predicted model, not a curated record. The coding region runs from base 282 to 2420 and encodes 712 amino acids. Gene Ontology annotation, molecular function: protein binding. The transcript has 11 exons. Gene Ontology annotation, biological process: positive regulation of transcription by RNA polymerase II.
GUCGCCCGUGGCGUGUGCCGUGCGGUGGUGGUUCGACAAGGAGAUGAAAUGAGAAUUCGCGACCCACGGAUUUUUCGAUUUUGGCGAUCUCGCUGAGGGCGGUGCGCGACGAAUUCGAUAGAGGCGCGUCUGAGACAUUAAAAAAAAUGCCGACCGCUAUUUCUAGCGCGCAAAGGUGAUAGCUGGCACAGUAAUCCCGUCUAUUUAUAGUUCACCGAGGGUUAUGGAAUUAUUAACGGCAAAAGUCUUUGUUUUUUAACGGUCGUAAAAACGGAAACGACAUGGCGUAUAAGCGAAAAUCGAUUUUUGCGGAUAUUUGCAGCCGCCAGUACGGGGUUAAGAUUAACGAUUUCGCGACCACAGCAAAGGACGAUCCGAGUCUGAUUCAGCGGUUGGCGCUGAUAAAAUCGCUGCAAGUGCACCAGGGCUGCGUCAACACGCUUUGCUGGAACGAAAAAGGGAAUUUGAUCCUAUCAGGCUCGGACGACCAACAUUUAGUGAUCACAAAUGCUUAUAAUUACCAAGAAGUAGCUAACUAUUCCACCAGUCAUCACGCAAACAUUUUUAGUGCAAAGUUUUUACCCGCUACUAAUGACACCCAAUUGGUUUCGUGCUCGGGGGAUGGGGUCGUUUUACAUACAGAUCUCAACCGGCCACAGGAAACAUACCACAAUCAGUUUACAUGUCACGGAGGAACCACGACCUAUGAGGUUAUGACUAUACCAAAUGACCCUAACACUUUUCUAAGCUGCGGCGAAGACGGUACCGUCCGUUGGUUCGAUCUCAGAACCAAAACUAGUUGCUCGAAGCAAAAGUGUAAAGAGGACAUCUUGGUGUCAUGUCAGAGGGCCAUAACGGCUUUGACACUAAAUCCCAGAGCAACUUAUCAGUUGGCUGUGGGUUGUGCGGAUUCUGGGGUCCGUAUAUAUGACAGGAGAUAUCUGAGCACACAGCUGGGAGCGCAUCUUUUAGCGCAGCCUUUCUGCACCUUUGUCGCGCCCCGAUUGGACGAGGUGAGAUACUACCGGAUAACCUCGUUGAGCUAUGACGAGGACGGGCGGGACAUUUUGGUCAGCUACUCCUCCGAUUACUUGUAUUUGUUUAACAUCCAAGAGAACGACUCGAUCAAGUUCAAGGCGCCUGCCGCACCGGUAUCGCGGAAAGUCUCGCCUUGGGACAAGAUCAAAGCAGCUACGGGCAAACGCGAGCGUUUGUCUCCGCCCCCGGUAAGAAGAUUGAGGCUGAGGGGCGAUUGGUCGGAUACCGGUCCGGACGCUCGUCCCGAACGAGACGCGACGUCGACGGUCAGCAUCGGUCAGGCGAGGCCCCAGCUUCAGGCCACGCUGAUGCAACGCAUGACCGACGUGUUGUCGCGGAUGCUCAACGAUCCCAUGACUAGGGCGGCGCUCUCCGCUGGCGGCGAAGACUCCGUCGAUCCCGACGAGAACGCUCAGCGCAUGCUCGAGGCGAGAGAGGGCGGGACCGCCAGCCUUCAGGAAGGCGCAGGCGGCAGCAUGGAAACGGAUGACGGUCAACCGAGCGGCGGUUCGGAUCAGGAGGCGGCCGUUCAAACGUCAUCGUCGGAACCGGCAACGCCGCACCAAGAAUCGGCGCCCGAGGUUCGCGCCGGGGGCGGGGCUUCGGUGACGAGUCACCUCCACACUCACCUGACGGUCCUGAGGAACCUUCGGGAGGGUUUCAUUAAUCAGCACGGCGCUGAACCAUCGGUCAGCUUUAGAUACUCGCAGCAGAGCAUGUCGAAUUCGACGAUCAGUUUGCGGGUGAACCACAAUCGGUUCGGGGUCGAUGGCGGAGCCGCUUCGACGUCGGGCGACACCGGGGAACUUCGGCCUACGACGGAGGAAGCGCCCAGUGAAUUGAUGUCCGACGUGGAGCUAGACUACCCUGACUAUACUGGCUGCGUGGUAUCGUCCGAACCCGCCUCCGACAAGACGGAAGAGAAACAUAGCUACGAGGCGGAGUUUAAAAGGCAGUACAGAGGCCACCGAAACGCGAGGACGAUGAUCAAAGAGGCGACGUUCUGGGGUCGAGAUCACGUGAUGUCCGGUUCGGACUGCGGUCACGUGUUCAUAUGGGAUAGGCACACCGCCGAACUGAGGAUGCUCCUUCAGGCCGACCAGCACGUGGUGAAUUGUCUGAGACCACACCCCUUUUUGCCGAUACUGGCGACGAGCGGCAUCGACCACGACGUCAAGUUAUGGGCGCCCCAGCUGGACGAGUGCGGAUUCGACAAGUCGCUGGCCGACGAUUUAAUAAAUCGCAACGCGAUCAUGCUGGAGGAGACCAGGGAUACCAUAACGGUGCCCGCGACCUUUAUGAUUCGGAUGUUGGCCUGCCUGAAUCAGAUCAGGAGAGGCGCGCGUGCGCGAAACCGCAGAUCCAACGAGGACGACGGUUAGGUCGUCGUUUGUUUCCUAUGUUCUCGUCGGACUGUUGUUUUUUCUAUUACAUGUGGUUAGUUUGUUCUAGGGAUUUUUCCGAGUAAACCCUGUCCUAGUUGCCGUGCGAGAUAAUAUUUUUCUUACCGCGUAGAUUUAGGUGCGAUUGAGUUGUGUUUCUCCGUGACGUUGAUGAUUUUUUUGUGAUAUAGGAAAAUAUUAAAUAUUGUCGGAACGUUG